AUGAAGUACGCGACUGCCGUCGUUGCUCUAGCCGCCGUUGCUGUUGCCGCUCCGGUCGAGGUCGACAAACGCAACAACACGUGCCCCAAUACGGCCAAUGUCGCUUGCUGCAGUAUCCCAAUUCCCAUCCUCGGUAAUCUUCUCUGUAAUGUCGUCCAGCCCGGAGGGGCUGCCUGGGCUAUUCUCACAGCUGCAAUGAUAUGGGCGUAG
Molecule: messenger RNA, 210 nt
Organism: Metarhizium album ARSEF 1941
Lineage: Eukaryota; Fungi; Ascomycota; Sordariomycetes; Hypocreales; Clavicipitaceae
Exons: 1
Coding region: 1-210 (69 amino acids)
Source: RefSeq, a predicted model, not a curated record